Centruroides sculpturatus (bark scorpion) is the source of this 831-nucleotide messenger RNA. RefSeq lists its product as uncharacterized. NCBI's taxonomy places the organism in Eukaryota, Metazoa, Arthropoda, Arachnida, Scorpiones, Buthidae. The transcript has a single exon. The record is from RefSeq and is a predicted model, not a curated record. The coding region runs from base 1 to 831 and encodes 276 amino acids.
AUGAUAUUAAUAUCUAAGAAAUGCACCAUAAAAUGCACCAGCAAAGGGCUUGUAUCCACCAGCGUGUACAUCAAACCAACACAUAGCCCACUAUACAUCCCUGUUAAGUCCAAUGACCCAUAUCGUUACAAACUGGCAGCAUUUCGUGCCUUGGUUAGAAGGGCUUUUCUAUACUGCGACAACAUUAUAGACCGAAUUACUGAGAUCGAAAGGAUCAUACAGUUAGCAGAAGCCUUAGGAUAUAAGAGAAAUAUUAUAACGGGUAUUGUUAAAAAAUUUGAGAAAAAUAAUGAUAAAGUCUCCAGACAAGGUCCAUCUAAGUACACAAAAUUUACAUUCAACAAAUAUUUAGGAGGAAUUAUGAAGGAAAUUGCUAGCGUUAAAGACUCAACGGUGAUUUUGAAAAGAGCUCCCAAUUUAUAUAAAAUUCUUAAAAACGAUAAAGGGGUUAUUAAAAAAGAAGAUAAGGCAGGUGUUUACAAGAUUUCCUACGAGAACCAGCUAUUAGAAAUAAAAAAAGAUUACGUAGGAGUUACUACCAGAAACCUCGGGGUAAGGAUUAGAGAACACAAAUAUGACGCUAGAAAAGGAUCUAAUAUAACAAUAUUGGCCCAGAUGGCGCAGGCCCAAAAAUCCCUGGUUGGAUGGGAGGAAGCGGAAGUCGUGAGACAAGUACACUCACCAACUUUGGCGAAGACGGCCGAAAAAAUGGAAAUAUACAGGAGCAAACUUAAAGGAGGAUGCAUUAAUGCUAGGGAUGCGGAAGGUCUUCCCUCGGCUUGGAAAUUUGCCGUUAAAAAGCUUAUAAGUAGCGCAUCAACUGAAAUAUGA